UUUAGAUCAGACAAAAAGAAACCAGGAAGUAAGGAGGAAUUAUUACAGUCUGUACAGCUCAGGAUGUUAAAGGCGAUAACCUCCACGGCCUGGUUAUUCAUUAGCAAAAAGGAAAGCUCCCGGGGAGCGCGGCGCUGGUGCAGCUGCAGGCUUGAAGCAGAGCGUAAGCAGCUGGAGCAGGCGAGGCCUGGAGCUCUGGCUGGGAGUUAGUCUUAGUCUCUUGCUAACUUUUUCUUGGGACAGAGGGAGAGGUGGCUGUUCUUUGUUCUCAGCUGUCCCUCUAAAGAAAAGCCUUUUUAUUUUAUUUAUCUUUGGGUGCCCUAGCAGUCAGGAAGAAGCACCUUCCCACUGGACCUCCCGCCCAGGCCCAGUCCCAGUCCCCUCUUGAUUUUGCCCCAGGGCGGCAAGCUACAAACAGAAAGCCAGCUGGGAGUCUGUUCUUGGCCAAGCCCUGAUCUGCCGGAGAGAUCCUCCGAAGCUGGGAUUCUUUAAGCUCGCUCUCCUCAGUAUGGCGAGUCGCAACUGAAUUGGAGGCUGGCUGCCUGGUGGAGGAAGACAGUGUAUCUGUACAGCGCGUGGGGAGAGGGUCAUCCUCUCUCCUCCUCCCAGCCAGGACACCAUGGGCAGCGUCUGUGUGAGGCUCUGGGCAUACCUGCAGCCUUUUCUUCCCUGCUGGUCCCAAGAGGCAGACAAGUCAGUGGUGAUUGAGAAUCCAGGGGCCUUCAGUCCUCCGGAGGCUCCCAGGUCCCAGGAGCCCAAGAGAAGCCAUGGUCCCUACUUUGUGGCUCUCUUUGAUUACCAAGCUCGUACUGCGGAGGACCUGAGCUUCCGGGCAGGCGACAAACUCCAAGUCUUGGACACUUCGCACGAGGGCUGGUGGUUGGCCAGACACUUGGAGAAGAAGGAACCCGGCUUGGGUCAGCAGCUGCAGGGCUACAUUCCUUCUAAUUACGUGGCGGAGGACCGGAGUCUCCAGGCAGAGCCGUGGUUCUUUGGCACAAUCAAAAGAGCAGAUGCGGAAACGCAACUACAGUUUUCAGAAAACCAGACGGGCGCCUUCCUCAUCAGAGAGAGUGAAAGCCAGAAGGGGGACUUCUCCCUCUCAGUUUUGGAUGAAGGUGUUGUGAAACACUACAGGAUAAGACGACUGGCUGAAGGUGGCUUUUUCCUCACCAGGAGGAAAGCCUUUUCAACCUUGAAUGAAUUCGUGAGCUACUACACUACCACAAGCGAUGGCCUGUGUGUCAAGCUGGAGAGGCCAUGCUUAAAGGUACAGGUCCCAACUCCUUUUGAUUUGUCAUAUAAGACGGUGGACCAGUGGGAGAUAGAUCGCAACUCCAUACAGCUUCUGAAGAGACUGGGAUCUGGCCAGUUUGGAGAAGUUUGGGAAGGCCUGUGGAAUAACACCACGCCAGUGGCUGUGAAAACAUUAAAACCAGGUUCAAUGGAUCCGAAUGACUUCCUGAGGGAGGCGCAGAUAAUGAAGAGCCUAAGACAUCCAAAGCUUAUCCAGCUUUAUGCUGUUUGCACUUUAGAAGAUCCAAUUUAUAUUAUUACAGAGUUGAUGAGACAUGGAAGUCUGCAAGAAUAUCUCCAAAACGAUGCUGGGUCAAAAAUCCACCUGACUCAACAGGUGGACAUGGCGGCACAGGUAGCUUCUGGAAUGGCCUAUCUGGAGUCCCAAAACUAUAUUCACAGAGAUCUGGCUGCGAGAAAUGUCCUUGUUGGGGAACAUAAUAUCUACAAAGUAGCAGACUUUGGACUUGCAAGAGUUUUUAAGGUAGAUAAUGAAGACAUCUAUGAAUCCAAACACGAAAUAAAGCUGCCGGUGAAGUGGACCGCACCUGAAGCCAUUCGUACUAAUAAAUUCAGCAUUAAGUCCGAUGUGUGGUCUUUUGGAAUCCUUCUCUAUGAAAUCAUUACUUACGGCAAAAUGCCUUACAGCGGGAUGACGGGUGCUCAAGUAAUUCAGAUGUUAAGUCAAAACUACAGACUACCCCAACCAUCUAACUGUCCACAGCAAUUCUACGGCAUCAUGCUGGAGUGCUGGAAUGCAGAGCCUAAACAACGGCCAACGUUUGAGACCCUGCACUGGAAACUUGAAGACUACUUUGAAACAGACUCCUCAUAUUCAGAUACAAAUAGUUACUCAACAUGAACAGCAAAGAAAAGGAAGAAAAGUAAUGAAGAUGUGAAAAAAAUUGGAAUCAUCAGUCCAGAGAUAGUCUUAUCAAUCAACUGUGAAAUCAGUUUAUUUUGACAUAUUCAGGUGGUAGGAUGAACUCAGGCGUGCAUUAUAUAUAAAGAGAUUAUUUGUGUAUUUUAUUGACAAGAAAACACUGCAGGAUAGUAUACAAUGAUAUGUCAUUUUUUUUUCCCCGCACUGCCUGGUAAAAUCAAACACAUGAAAUGAAGUUAUUUUUUCUUUUAAGAGCUACUCACAUUUCUAUUUAUUGUUUGAAAUGCAGAUCAAAGAGAAUCAACAGAUGAUAGAGUUUACUCAGUAACUGUCGUAGCAUUUUCCUGUUUACUGAUUAAAGUGCUUAGUCAUUAUUCCUCAAAUUUCUGAGUCCCAUCAGCUUGUUAUUAUGAAGGAAUUUGAUUGCUUUGCCGCACAGCAGGACCUGUGCUUUGAAAUUUUUUUUUUUCUCUUUUAAAAUAUCCUUUAACUACAAUGAUGGCAAAGCCAUGGUAAACGACUUGAUUGUACUUGAAGUAAUUGCACAUAUUUUUUUCCCUAUGCAUAAGAAAAUGAAGCAGCUGUUGAGAAAAAGAAUUAAAAUCUUUCUCAUUUUGUAGAAGGAAAUGAUGGAGUUUUUCUAUACCUCAGUAUGUGUCAUCAGAGAAUCAUCUGCAUUAGUUUUAAUCUCUUAAUGUCGGCAAUCAGGUUGCAAAGCUGAUGAAUUUGUUAUGUAUGGGGUUAUAAGGAAACCACCACAUUGCCCACCAGGUCUGAGAAAUAGGUAUUAAAGUGGUUUAGGGAAGCUAGCAGAGAGCUGGAGGAUUGCUGCAGCUUUCUAAGUAAUAAUAAAAAGUUCCUUUGGCACACAGACCAGUUUUAAAUUGGCUGCAAAACAGGCCAAGCCCUGCUUUAGCUCUCGAGGCUAACAAUAAUGUCUGAAUGUGGUUAUAAACUCUUGAUUUUGUCUGUUAAGACACGAAGCUUUUUAAUAUCUUAAUUUUUUUUUCUAAUCCUGGCAAAGCACUUCUCUGUUUUCUUAGGCAAUGAGUGUAUCAAAUGUUCUGCCUCAUCAGAUGGUGAGCAAGACUUCUCCAAAGUGAUGUCAAAGUCAGCUCUCUAUAGUCCAAGACCUAAUGCACAGCACUGAAUGUCCAUUCCAAGAGGAAACAUGGUAUAUCAAGUUUACCUUUCAUCCUUCCUUAACAGAGAUGGUCACAAAAAAACCCUGGCAAUUAAAAAAAAGUAAAUUCUUUCAACUAGAAACUAGGAGGCAAGGCACCAGGGACUAACCACUAGGCAUUUGGUGAUGUCACUGACCUAGUUGCUAUGGUAAAAAUCCUGACAAAAAACAACUUAGAGGAGACAGGGUUUAUUCUAGCUUACAGUUCCGGGUCAGUCCAUCACUUCCCACCCACAUCUAAGAGGUGAGAGAAAUAAGUCUAUGCACACAAGGCUUGCUUGCCUACUUACUUGUACUCAGGUCAACUUCUACACUCUUAAAAAAGUCUGGGACCCCUUUGCUUAGGGAAUAGUAUGUCACACAAUGGGCUGGAUCUUCCCAGAUCAAUUAACUUAAUUAAGACAAUUCUUGACAGACAUGCCUGCAGGCUAAUCCAAUAUAGACGAUUCAUCCUUGCAACUCCUUUUCCAGGGGACUCUAGCUUGUGUGGAAUAGUCAAUUAUAGCUAGCCAUCAGGCCACUCAAG
Molecule: messenger RNA, 3888 nt
Organism: Acomys russatus (golden spiny mouse)
Lineage: Eukaryota; Metazoa; Chordata; Mammalia; Rodentia; Muridae
Gene: Frk
Product: fyn related Src family tyrosine kinase
Exons: 8
Coding region: 620-2158 (512 amino acids)
Biological process (GO): cell differentiation; innate immune response; cell surface receptor protein tyrosine kinase signaling pathway
Cellular component (GO): extrinsic component of cytoplasmic side of plasma membrane
Molecular function (GO): non-membrane spanning protein tyrosine kinase activity; ATP binding; signaling receptor binding
Source: RefSeq, a predicted model, not a curated record